This is a messenger RNA of Phycodurus eques (leafy seadragon), 2344 nucleotides long. RefSeq names its product nectin-2. The transcript has 10 exons. The coding region runs from base 313 to 1803 and encodes 496 amino acids. Lineage: Eukaryota; Metazoa; Chordata; Actinopteri; Syngnathiformes; Syngnathidae. The record is from RefSeq and is a predicted model, not a curated record.
CGGGAGUGAAGGAAGUGGGACUAUUUGUCGGAGCGCAAGCAGCGCGGCAACACGCACACUCACACACAUAGUCAAGAGUGAAUCGGCCCGCCGGGAGUAAAGCAGGGGAAUCAUUACCUGUGUCUGCGGUCACGGAAUUAAACAGAACACACUCCAGCCCGGAGGCGACUUUUCAAAGCGAGAAUAUACCUCACGUCGGACUUUUUUUUCUUUCCUUUUUUUCCUCUCUCUCCGUCUCGCUUGCCAGCGAAGUGAACCUGCUGCCCCCCACCCCUUCCCUCCAUCUAUUCCCCGGCACAUUUCGGAGCGACCAUGGCCGGACAAGAUCCUCUCCCAAGUCGACAAGACUGCUUUAAAGUGGUACUUUUGCUCCUCGGCUCGGCACUUUUACCACACGGGGCGUCUGGUCAGCGAGUGAAAGUGGAGCCGGAGGUGUUGUCAUACCCCGGGCAGACGGUCAACCUGCAUUGUGCCUUUACAGACACCACUGGGAUUCAGCUUACCAUGGUCACCUGGAUCUACGAGCCAAAGGAGGGAAAGAGGAUGAACAUAGCCGUAUUGCACCCCAGCUUCAAACCAAACUACCCUGACUCGCCGCUUAAGGGCAGAGUCAGCUUCAUGCAGAGCCCCCCCAAUGUGGACGACCCCUCCAUCCAGAUCAGCAAUGUUCGCAUGAUGGACGAGGGGAACUACAUCUGCGAGUUUGCUUCCUACCCCAGUGGACACGAGCAGGGAAUCACCCAACUGGUCAUGCUCACAAAGCCCCAAAACUCUGCCUCCCCCUUAACCGUGGAAGUGGGCAAGCUCAUGGUGGUGGCACGCUGCGAGUCCCUCAACGGAAGGCCCGCCGCACAGAUCCGCUGGGUGACCACCGCCCACGGAAACUCCACCACGUCAUCCAAGCUGGGCCAGGACAACACUGUGUCGGUCACCAGCGAGUACCACAUGGCUCCCACAUCGACAGACAAUGGGAAAGACAUCAGCUGCGUGGUGUCGCACCGGACGCAGACCACGCCCGAGAGCUUCCAGAUGAAACUCAAAGUUCUAUACGCCCCCCAGGUGACAAUAGUGGGUUACGACAAUAAUUGGUACGUGGGCCGUACAAAUGUGCUGCUCACCUGCCAGGCUGCUGGCAACCCGGUACCGACAACGGUCCUAUGGAAGUCUAUGACAGGAGAGAUUCCCGACACAGUGCAAAUCAAAGAUAACCAGCUGAGGGUUCUGAAGGUGGAUGAGGCGGUGAACACCACUUUCGUCUGCGAGGUCAAGAACCGCGUCGGGACCGGCAGAGAUCAGGUCACGGUCUUGGUCAGAGGCACGCGUCUUCCCGAGAAAGGCGCCACCACAGGCAGCAUCAUCGGCGCCAUCAUCGGCGUCAUCCUCAUCGUGGCCAUCAUCGGCACGGCCGUCGCCAUGUACCGCAAACAUCGCGCCAACAAGCUCAACGGAGAAGGCCCCCCCAAGCACAAGCCCCCGCCGCCCAAGAAGAACAACACUGCCGUGAAGCCGGUGACCAAUCACGCCCCCGCGGCCGAAGAACGCCUCAUCGAUAGCCAGUACUACAGAACCCAGGAUGCAGAGCCAGUCACAGACCUGGAUGCUUAUGAUGACGACGGUGACAACAACGGCGGCGAGGGGCCACGGGUGCACUACUACGCCGCCGCUCCCUCCGGGUGGGACGACCCCGGCAACAACGAAGCGCCGCCGUUCUACGAGCACAGCAGGAACAAGUCCCAUGAGAAUGGUCAGGGUACCCACGUCGGCCGCGGGGACAGCUUUGUGUCUCCCGCCAUGUUCGUGUAAACGGACAUGCUCCACUGUACAGAAGUGUGUGUGUGUAUGUGUGUGCGUGUGUGUGUGCGCGCGCGUGUGCCGUGAAUUGAGAAUGUGAAAUUUGCCAGCUUUUUCUGUCAAUUUUACCACUUUGAGCCAGCAAAAGUACAAAAUCUUCAUUUUUCGGGGGUGCGUUCGAGGAUAUUUUAACUGUACAUGUCGUAAAUAACUUGUUACAUCGUAUUGAAUGAAACUAAUUUAGUUUACCAUUUUAUUUCACAAUGGUAUCUGUUACUUUUUUUUCUAGGACAUAACUAUUUUGUUUUAGUAUCAUGAUGACAUGGAUUACACGGUAAUUCUGGAUUACCAAAUUAAAUCUGAUACAAUUUGUGCUUCUGCAGUGAAGGAUUAAUUUUUCUGGAAGUCAGAGCCUGCUACUGCACUCAUUAAACAGGUCAAUUAUUCAAAGGAUUUUUUUCCUUCUAUCUCGAGUGCUUUUGUGCCAAUGUUGAUCAUGUUGUGAAAUCGUAUUUUUUAAGAAAAAAAUGACUAUUGAUUGCUACUCAUUCAG